AUGGGUCGCCUUCUCUCUAAUCCAGUACCACACAGCACUCGGACUUUGUACCACUUGCGCUAUCGGGUCACUGUUGUAUUCUGCAUACUUGCGCUGUUCCGGCAACAACAGCUGUACCUGUCUAGUAGACAAGCACUCUUCGAGAAGUACUCCGCAACCAACUUCAACUCAUACAACGAAGAAGACCUACAAGCUCGAUCUUGGCCGCCUGAUGACGAGCAAACCAACUUUCAAGAUGAGCUAGUAGCGAAUCGAGCGUCUUGGAAGGUGCUUGGUGAAGGUUGGGAAGGCAAGGUAUUCGCCUAUGAAGAGUGGGUUAUCAAGACAUUCACGCCAGGGCGAAGUCCGUUCCGGAAUUGCGCGCCAGACGCGUCUAAAUGGCCUACGGAGAUACCCGCAUCACUCCAAUUUGGAGGUUCAGUUGAUGACUACGGAAAUGCGACACAUAACGGCUUCCUUCCUGUGAAGGCACAUUUCAGGGCUUCCACGGCGCCUGGUGAGCUGGCAGAAUGGCACCUUGUUACUCCUCUGUUGAGGGGCGGUAAUCUUGCCUCGCUCUCCAAGAAGCUUUCCUUGGACGAACAACCAAUGUCUUACGAGCAGAUUGAUGCAAUCUAUCGACCGGCCUUCAACGAAUUACUCAAAGACAUGGGCAUCCUUCACGAUGCAGGCUACUGCCACGACGAUGUCAAGCCUGGGAACGUGUUCAUCCAAGACGAGUCACAUUGGGUGAUAGGGGACUUGGGCAACGUACGAGAGGUAGGACACCCCUAUCAUUCGUCGCGCAUUUGGAGAGACAAUGGCCAGCUAGAAGAUUGCCGUGCGAACGAUGUGGUACGAGCUUUGCAGUCGUACCUGAAGUUUGUUCAGUGUUCUGCUGCUGACGAGGAUGGUUUCAACGCAGCCUUGUACGAAGGCCAGACACCCUUGAGCAGACUCUUUUGGUGGAUGCUUGCGGAUGCGCCGUACAUGAGUACAGAGAAACUUGGUCAACAAUCUCUUGCAGAGUACCCCGAAGCAGCGUACAAGCUUGAGACUGGUGACAGAUAUCCCAAACCGACUCGGCCUUAUACUUUUCUGAGCUUGUUCUCCAAGCGUCGAGCUCUGAAGAGGGCGGUCGAUCUGGCACUUAGUACACGGAUUGGCGAAAAGCGCGCAAGGCUGUGGGGUAUGGUUUGGCUGUUCGGUUUACCCGAGUCAGACGUCUGUUGA
Messenger RNA from Alternaria arborescens, 1212 nucleotides. RefSeq lists its product as hypothetical. The transcript has a single exon. Bases 1 to 1212 code for a protein of 403 amino acids. NCBI's taxonomy places the organism in Eukaryota, Fungi, Ascomycota, Dothideomycetes, Pleosporales, Pleosporaceae. Gene Ontology annotation, biological process: protein phosphorylation. Gene Ontology annotation, molecular function: ATP binding; protein kinase activity. The record is from RefSeq and is a predicted model, not a curated record.